Molecule: messenger RNA, 5946 nt
Organism: Anguilla anguilla (European eel)
Lineage: Eukaryota; Metazoa; Chordata; Actinopteri; Anguilliformes; Anguillidae
Gene: plekhh2
Product: pleckstrin homology domain containing, family H (with MyTH4 domain) member 2
Exons: 30
Coding region: 177-4598 (1473 amino acids)
Biological process (GO): negative regulation of actin filament depolymerization
Cellular component (GO): cytoplasm; cytoskeleton
Molecular function (GO): actin binding
Source: RefSeq, a predicted model, not a curated record
GAAAAAAAGAAACUUUGGGAAAAGCGAAGAAUUCCUCGAUUUUAUUCCACAAUGAGGUUAAUAGAACGGGUACAACUGAGCAGCAUGGAAGAAAUUAUUCAAAUGGAGUAGGACCCGUUUUUAUCUUUUCUUUUUAUCUGCUAUUUGCUGGGGGGCAGAGAGUGAGAGAGAGAGUAAUGGCGGAAGGUGAAGAAUGCGUGGGACAGGGGGACUGGAAGGAGAGAUGUAUCACCUUGGAGACCCAGCUGCUCAAGUUUCGGGUUCAGGCCAGUAAAAUCCGGGAGCUGCUGGCCGAGAAGAUGCAGCAGUUGGAGAGACAGGUGCUGGAGGCGGAGAGACGGGCCCAGAAAGCACACCAGGAGGUCCAGGUGAUGGAGGAGAAGCUGAAGGCUGCAGACGUUCAGACGAGCGAGUCAGAGAUACGGCUCUUUCGUCGCUGCCAGGACCUGCAGACCCUGCUGCAGGAGAAGGAUGACAUCAUCACACUCCUAGAGCAGCAGCUGGAGGAGCAGAAGCAGAUCAGACUCCAGGAGGCAAAGAUUGUGGAGGAGAAAGCUGCCAAGAUCAAGGAGUGGGUGAUGCUGAAGCUACAUGAGCUGGAGGUGGAGAACGGGUCCCUGAGGGAGACUAACCAGCAGCAGAGCUCUCAGAUCCUGGACCUGCAGAAACGUGUGCAGGAGAUGGAGCAGAAGAGGGCCGGGACCGCCCAGCCCAAACCCGGCGAAGCCCAAAGACUCAGCAGUCUCACAUUCGGCUGCUUCCAAGUGCGAGCCAAGAGCCCGCAGGUUCUGACAGGUCCAGAACCGGCCCGCAGAACCAUCAGCACCCAGCAGGCCGGAGGAGAGCCAGCAGAGGCUACCGCUUCACCACAGAGCACUACAGACAAAACCACCAAACAGAAUUCGGGGUCUGCAGGGGGCGAUGUGGACAGCCGGGGUCAGAGGUCAGGGCUGCCAGGCCAAGGAGAGGGGGGCUCGGAGAAGCGGUGCGGCUCAGGGAGGGGGGGCGACGGCAGCUCGGAGGAGGAAGGCGAGGGCGGGGGCAGAGGAAGGGUGGAGUCGCUGCGUGUGUCCUCAGCGCUGUCCAGCGCGGCGUCGGACGGCGGGGGCAGCGGGGCGGGGCUGAGGUACAGCCGGGCAGGGAGCGAGACGUACCUCACCGCCUCUGACGACAGCAGCUCGCUGUUCGACGACGACAUGCAGCGAGCCGAGCGUCCCCAGCUCCGCCUCCAGGGCGGUGCGGAGGGGGCGGGGCAGGCGGGAGGGGGGCGGGGCAAGACAGGGGCGAAGAACGACAGCUUCUCGGACGACCUCAACAAGCGCUUCCAGUCCCAGCGCCUCGACUCCUCCUCUUCCUCCAGCGAGGCCACCAUCCCCAGCCCCGCCCUCUCCCCCAAGCACCCCGCCCCCCUCUCGGAACAGAGUGCCCCCGCCCCGCCCUCUGCGGCGCUGCCCAAGCUGCGCACCCCCAGCGCCUUCACCGUCAGCGUGGCGCUAGCCAAGAAGCACCUGAGCCAGCCGUCGCUGAGCAACGACUCCGCCCACGGCCGCAACCGCAACGCCAUCAGCAUGCUCCGCCCACUCAGGCCCCAGGAGACUGACCUGGACCAGGACCAGGACACGGACACAGCCCGGGAGCGGCCUAACGACACGCCCACCGCUGGGGAGGACCUAGAGUCGCCCGAGUCACCUGGGAUGGUCCCGGGCAGCAAGCCGCCCACACCUCCCCUGCACAGGUUCCCCUCCUGGGAAAGCCGGAUAUAUGCAGUGGCCAAGUCCGGCAUCAGACUGUCAGAGACCACGUGUACAGACCCCGUCAGCAAGAACUCCACCCCCCAGUCCUCAAACCCUGCUUCAGUGCUGUAUACCUCCCUGAUCUACAGGAACAUGACCACGCCUGUGUACACCAUGCUGAAGGGGAAAGCCACCCAGCUGAGCAGCAGUCCGUUCUCAGACGAGUCGUCGGGCUCAGAGGAGGAGGAGAGCUCUCUCUGCAGCUCCCGCACCUCCGGCUCCGACUCCCGCAAGGGGAGCAGCCCAGGGAGCCCCCGCGCGCUCAAGAGAGCUGUGUCCAUGUCCUCGAUGACCUCUGAGAGUGACUACGCCAUUCCCCCGGACGCCUACUCCACGGACACAGAGUGCUCCGAGCCAGAGCAGAAACUGCCAAAGACCUGCUCCUCGGCCAGCGACAACGGCAAGAAUGAGCCGCUGGAGAAGUCGGGGUACCUGCUGAAGAUGGGGGGCAAGGUGAAGACCUGGAAGAGACGCUGGUUCGUCCUCAAGGCGGGGGAGCUUCUGUACUACAAGUCACCGAGUGAUGUCAUAAGGAGACCUCAGGGCCAGAUAGAACUCAACGCUACCAGCAGCAUCACCCGCGGCGACGGGAAACAGACGCUCCAGCUGGUCACAGAGAAACGGGUGUACUACCUGACGGCAGAUUCUCCAAACCUCCUGGAGGAGUGGAUCCGGGUUCUCCAGAACGUCCUGCGGGUCCAGGUGGCCAGCCCACUCUUCACCCAGCCCGAGAUCCGGCCAGGCAUGAAGGGGCUGCUCACCAAGGUGAAACAUGGCUACUCCAAGCGGGUGUGGUGUGCGCUGAUCGGGAAAACUCUCUACUACUUCCGCAGUCAGGAGGACAAGUUCCCUCUCGGGCAGAUCAGGUUGUGGGAAGCACGUGUGGAGGAGGUUGACAGGUCAUGUGACUCGGACGAGGACUACGAGUCAAGUGAGCGGAGCCUGCUGUCGACUCACUCCACCAUAGCCGUGCAGCCCCCAGACCAGGGCCCAACCUACCUGCUGAUUGGCUCUCAGCAUGAGAAGGAGGCGUGGCUGUACCACCUGUCUGUGGCAUCGGGCUCCGCGGGGGGUCAGGUGGGCACAGAGUUUGAACAGCUGGUGGGCAACCUACUCCAAGUGGAGGGAGACCCAGGCUCACAGAUAUGGAGGCACCCCAUGCUGUGCUUCAGUAAGGAGGGUCUCUCCUCUCCUCUCACCACACUGCCCUCCCAGGCCCUGCAGACCGAGGCCAUCAAGCUCUUCAAGACAUGCCAGCUGUUCAUCAACGUAGCGAUCGAUGCUCCAGCGAUCGACUACCACGUGUCUCUAGCCCAGAGUGCUUUGCAGGUGUGCCUGACUCACCCAGAGCUGCAGAAUGAGAUCUACUGCCAGCUGGUGAAACAGACCAGGAAGAGGCAACCCCAAGGCCAGGCUGGGCCUCUGCAGGGUUGGCAGCUCCUGGCUCUGUGUGUAGGCCUCUUUCUGCCCCAGCACCCCUUCCUCUGGCUACUACAGGUUCAUUUAAAACAGCAUGGAGACUCCAGAACAGAGAUCGGGAAGUACGCCAUCUACUGCCAGCGGUCGGUAGAGCGCACCCAGCAGAAGGGUGAGCGUCAGGCUCGUCCGUCCAGAAUGGAGAUCCUGUCCAUCCUGCUGCGGAACCCCUAUCACCACUCCCUCCCCUUCAGUGUGCCUGUGCACUUCCUCAAUAACACCUACCAGGUGGUGGGGUUUGACGCCUCCACCACAGUGGAUGAGUUUCUGGGACGCCUGAACCAGGACACAGGGAUGAGGAAAACUGGUCAAACGGGAUUCACCCUCUACACCGACGACCCCUCUGGACGGGACCUGGAACACAGUCUGCAGGGCAGCAUCAAGAUCUGUGACAUCAUCUCAAAAUGGGAGCAGGCCUCCAAAGUUCAGCAAACGGGCAAGUCUGAGAGCACCAGGACUAUACGGUUCACCUAUAAGAACAGGCUGUACUUCUCUUUCCAGGUGAGGGGGGAGACAGAACGUGAGAGGCUGCUCCUGGCAUACCAGACCAGUGAGGAAAUCGUCAAAGGGCAUUUCCCCAUUAACAAGGAGCUGGCCCUGGAGAUGUGCGCUCUGUUGGCCCAGGUAGAAUUUGGAGAUUUCGAACGUCCAUUCAGCAGCCCGGCCGGACCGGGUUCAGCCCAGUCCAAAUCCAACCAGACCCUCAAGCAGGUUCUGGAGAGGUUCUAUCCAAAGUGCUAUCGCUGGGGCUGUACAGAGGAGCAGCUCAGGCAGUUACGGCAGCGCCUGUCCACCUGCUGGGCGUCUCUUAGGGGCCGCAGUGCUUCUGAGUGCGUCCGCAUCUACCUGACCGUCGCCCGGAAGUGGCCCUUCUUCGGCACCAAGCUAUUCCCCGCCAAGCCCAUCACACCCUCCCCGCAGCAGGGCGCCCCCGUGUGGCUGGCGGUGCACGAGGACGGCAUCAGCGUGCUGGAGUACAACUCAAUGAGGCUGCUGGUGUCUCACCUGCACAAGAACCUGAUGACCUUCGGCGGUUGCCGUGACGACUUCAUGCUGGUGGUGGGCCAGAACCUGGGGAGCGGCCUGGCCAAAGAUAAGUCCAAGCCCAUGGAGAAACACAUGUUCAGCAUGGCCAAGCCCAAGAUCUUGGAGAUGACCCUACUCAUCGCCAGCUUCAUCAACAGUGCCCACCAGCAGAAAGCCGCCGCCCACCACCUCUCUGCACCCGCCCUUCUGUCAGCCCAGCCAAUAGAUCUCAAGAACGUGGAGCUGGACAGCCAAUUGCCAGCUUCCCCCAUCAGGCCCAGCAAGGCGCCGACCCUGCUGUGAGCACACCCUGUUCGGUACAGCAGCACCGGUGCCAUCAAUCAAUCCUCCACCCUCAGUACAGGAGCCAAGAUGGCUCUGAAUUCAAACAGCAGUAUUAUGACAUGGUACUGGUAUUGUCAUCGGAUCAUGUGAUAUGAUACUGCCUUUCCUGCUGGUCAAUUCAUGUGACACGGUACUUGUCUUCCUCUUCGGUACAGUCACAUCCAAAGGUACAUGGCAAUUUUCUGAUAAGCCUGGAAUGUUUUGAAUAACAUUUUAUCCCUUAAGUGUACUUAAGAACUUAUGUAAUUAUUAUUGCAUAACAAUUACUAUUAUUAUGUUAGAAAACAGCUUUCUGUGAUCCUUCUCUCGGUACAGUAUGUGCUCCUGUACAGAAGAGUGUCAGGUCCAUGUUGGGGAAAAAAACUUAUUUCAUCAAAAUUAUUCAGCUUGAAAUCAACCUAAUAUUUAACAAUUAUUUCAACUUUAAACUAUUAAAGUUUAUUUCAACACUUUAAACUAAAAUUAUGAACUUUAAUAUUCUAUAUUCUGCAAUAUUGUGAUGUUUUUUUUACAUGGCCCUAAUGUUCUACCAUGCAUUUGGAACUCAUGGAAGGAAAAUGAAAUCCAACCAUUUUUUCAUAUUUGGAACUGUUAACAGAUAUGAAGGGAGGGGAGUUUUGGUAGAAUCUUGUGAAAAUAAGUUUGGACCUACAGAGUGAAGGACUUGAGUAAUUUCGGUUUGCCUUUUAUUUAUCCACAAGUAAUAUUCUUAUUCAUUGCAUGGCUUGAAACAAAAUGACUGAAAUAAUGCUAGGUAACACAUGUAAAAUAAAGGCUUGAAUUAAGGUAACACCUAUAACUUAAACGGGACGUUUUAGCGAAGAACCAAACAAAACUGGAAGCUGCCUCCUUUCUAUAGUAUAACUGCUUUUAGUUUCUGAAUGGAUGAGACUUCCUGUUUAGACCUAUUUCUGUUUUAGUCUUUAAUUUUUUGCAAGUCUUUAAUUGACUUUCACGUGGAUAAGUCUCACUGUUUAGCCUCACUGUGGUUUGUCUGUUUGUUCCAUAUACUGUGAUAUACCUGUGAAUCAGCUUGUGUGCUGGUGUAUAAAUCCUCAUAUCCUCCUCAGUCAUGAUAGGAGAGGGGCCAGACAUUUUCACCUUUGUAUUUGGUAAAAUAUUUUUGUUUCAAAGUGUAUGGAAUUCAGUUUAGAAGAGUAAUAUUUUAAGAAUUAUCUGCUUAAAUAUUUAUUUUGAUAUGCCAGAAUAUCUAUUUAGAAAUGGUCACUAUGAUUGUCACAAAAAUGCUAUAUUUAAAUACACAAAUGUUAUUAAAUCAGGUGUUUCUGGAAUUAUUUUUAACUUU